AUGACUCCCCCGAAAGUGCGCUCUUCGCAGGCGCCAUCACCGCAGGAGUUGUCGCCUCAGAGGCCGCCGCCGAGCACCCAGGCCAUUAUCCAGGACUGCUUCGACGACGUCUUUCUGACAGCUUCGCAGUUGGCCCUGGAACUCGAGGAUGAUGAGCCUGAUGAGAAUUCACAGGCCUUCGCCCAAUCUUCUCUCAAGGAAUACGAGUCUCCUCGGUUUACCAGCUUGGAAAAUAGUCUACCAGAGCGAACGCAACGGCAUGUUCCGGCCCGGCCGGUGAUCAGCGAUAUGGCAUCACAUCAGGCCAAGAAACCUCGUACUGAGGGUGUCGUCGAGUCUCACAAAAGCUCAAGAAACUCUAGACCAACUGCAAAGCCGUCCAGCGCUCGCUUCACCAGCGUGCACCACACGCCACAGACAGAACUGCCUACCACUGCCAAAUUUCAGACACCUGAUCCCAAGCAACGAGGGAAUCAACGCUAUACAGAGAAACCAAACAGGGGCUUGCCGGGUCGAGCACCUUUCGCGCGCCCGGCCCCUACGAAACCUACACCUUUCAGAGAAUACGGCCAGACGACAACAAAACCCACCAGAAACGACCACCUGCACAGGACACCGAUAACGCCCAAACCCAGGGGCAUUCUACAGGAAAUCAGUCGCAACCGCAUUCCUCAGCCGAAGCCUCCGGCCGCCGCGAAACCCGUAUUCGACGACUUCUUUCCCCUGAUUUGUACUCAGGACUUGAUGAUGUCGUCGCAGGAAGUGUUGGAGAUAGAGUCCCCGGCGAAGGUGGAUAGUGAACCGUCCUCCGGAGGUUCGCUGGGAGGUCCCGAGUACCAACCAUCACCCCUGAUUGAAAUGGACUUGGCGGCUAUUGAUUGGGAUGACGACUUGGAUGACUUUUGA
Molecule: messenger RNA, 906 nt
Organism: Colletotrichum chrysophilum
Lineage: Eukaryota; Fungi; Ascomycota; Sordariomycetes; Glomerellales; Glomerellaceae
Exons: 1
Coding region: 1-906 (301 amino acids)
Source: RefSeq, a predicted model, not a curated record